Messenger RNA from Salvia miltiorrhiza (redroot sage), 1277 nucleotides. Its product is annotated as reticulon-like protein B5. The transcript is spliced from 5 exons. Bases 229 to 1011 code for a protein of 260 amino acids. The record is from RefSeq and is a predicted model, not a curated record. Lineage: Eukaryota; Viridiplantae; Streptophyta; Magnoliopsida; Lamiales; Lamiaceae.
UUUUAUUCUCAUUUUGCCCAUAUAAAUAAAUAUAAAAUCUUCCGAAGCGAACUCCGAACAUGAGGCUCGGGUUCCCCUUCGGUCAUAAAACCCACACUCAACAAUCAUCCCACGCACUCCAUCUGCUCUUUUUGCUUAGCUGAGAAGAAGCCUUUUUCUGUUCGAAUUUUUCGAUUUUCAGUAAUAUUGGCUCGAUUUCGGAAUUUGGAUCGGCGUGUGUGAUCAUCGAUGGCGGAGCAGGAGGAGAUAUCGGAUCCGAGAACGGAGUCGUUGACUGAUAAAAUCUCCGAUAAGAUUCACGGAGACGGCGACGGUGACGUCCACACGAGUUCUUCUUCUUCGUCGGAGUCUGAAUCGGACCACGAGGAUAAGAAAAAAGCGUCGGAAUCUUCGGUGAAGGAGAAGAAUUAUGAAGUGUUCGGCAGUGAAAAGCCGGUUCACAAGGUUUUUGGUGGAGGCAAGCCUGCUGAUGUGUUCUUGUGGAGGAACAAGAAAAUAUCUGCCUCACUGCUUGGUGUAGCAACAGCAGUCUGGGUGCUUUUUGAAAUAGUCGAAUACCAUUUGCUUACUCUGAUCUGCCACGUUGCUAUCCUUGUGCUAUCUCUGUCGUUCUUAUGGUCCAAUGCAUCAGUUUUCGUUAACAAGUGGCCUCCCCAUAUUCCAGAAGUUCGCCUCCCCCAGGAACCAUUUGUAGAGAUUGCUUCAGCUCUUCGUUCUGAGAUCAAUCAUGCGUUUGCAGUGAUGAGAGAAAUUGCAUCUGGCAGGGAUCUUAAGAAAUUCCUUGGGGUUGUAUUUGGCCUUUGGUUUCUUUCGAUUGUGGGCAGCUGCUGCAGCUUCUUGACAUUGUCUUACAUAAUAUUUGUUUCGCUGCACACCGUGCCUGUUUUGUACGAAAAGUAUGGUGAUAAGAUCGAUCCAUAUACUGAGAAAGCAAUGCAUGAAAUCCAGAAGCAGUAUGCCGUCUUUGACCACAAAAUCUUGAGCAAGAUACCCAACAAGAAACGAGCUUAGGGAGAUUUAUGGUGACAUUCAAAUAUAUGCUUUUUGCUUUCGCUUGCAGAUUCCAGUCUAAUUUUGCAUUCUUCAGUUCCAUUUAGUUUGAUGUGAAAGGGUUUUGUGGUUACCGUUAAUUUGCAUGUUCAGAUGAGCACAAAACCUAAGCAGUUAAUGUGCAGGGGAAUUUGAGGUUCAUUUCUACCCUACAUUCAUAAAUUUUCUUUCACAUAUCAUAGUUAGGGGGACAUUUGCUUUCUUAAUUGGUAAGAUUCGUGGUUAAA